GAGGCAAAGGAACUUCUACAGAAUCUGGAGCAGCUUCAGCUUCAGCAGAAUGAGAUGGUGACCCCGCCUCCUCCUGAUGCUGAUCUGGAGACGACAGAGCCUCCAAGCAAGAGGCCGAAGCUUCGAAAGAAACGAUCCAAGGCAGUGCUUGGGGAUGAGGAUGUAGGAAAGGAGAAAGCUACUCCCGAGAAGCAGCGACCCAAGGCCAAACCCAGCAGCAGGAGCCCUCCGCUUAGUGGUGGGGCUACUUCGUCGGGGCAUGAGCCAGUGGUGGAUGCUGGGGAAGAUGCUCAGCCUACUUUCCCUUCCGACUCGCUGCCGACACCUUUCCGGUCGACCCAGAAGCUGGUCACCCCGACUACGGCUUCGGAGACCUCGCCACCCAAGCCGGCAAGCCGCAAAAGCACCCCGAAGGAUCCGCCUCCUGAGCAGGUCCAUGUCUUGAGCCUUGAUCCAGCACCUGAGUUCGCAAUGGACACCGACGACGAGCUGCUCAAGUAUGCUUUGCAUCUCAACAUGAUCGAGGUUUCUUCGGCCGAGGAGGACGAUGUCUACGGCACUCCGCUCAAGGUUACCAAGCCCGAGCCCGACAGCUCCGAGAAGGACACG
Symbiodinium necroappetens is the source of this 609-nucleotide messenger RNA. NCBI's taxonomy places the organism in Eukaryota, Dinophyceae, Suessiales, Symbiodiniaceae. The record is from the annotation of a GenBank genome assembly.